Molecule: messenger RNA, 2002 nt
Organism: Cyprinodon variegatus (sheepshead minnow)
Lineage: Eukaryota; Metazoa; Chordata; Actinopteri; Cyprinodontiformes; Cyprinodontidae
Gene: chmp2a
Product: charged multivesicular body protein 2A
Exons: 6
Coding region: 149-811 (220 amino acids)
Biological process (GO): endosome transport via multivesicular body sorting pathway; late endosome to vacuole transport; protein transport
Cellular component (GO): ESCRT III complex; multivesicular body
Source: RefSeq, a predicted model, not a curated record
UUCCCGGAAGGGCAACGCUAGCAACGCGGAAGCGUUGGGAAGAAAACAAAUAACCGUUUAAUUUUGAUCGGUAUUGGGAGGUUAAGGAGACACAUAAACGCCGUUUGACUUCUCGGUUUUUUGACUUUGACGAAGAUUCUGCUUUAAGAUGGAGUUCCUGUUUGGGAAGAGGAAGACCCCGGAGGAGAUGCUGAGGCAGAACCAGAGGGCGCUCAACCGGGCCAUGAGAGAGCUGGACCGCGAGCGGAUGAAAUUAGAGCAGCAGGAGAAGAAAAUUAUUGCAGACAUCAAGAAAAUGGCCAAGCAGGGACAAAUGGACGCAGUGAAGAUCAUGGCCAAGGACUUGGUGCGCACGCGGCGUUACGUUAAGAAGUUCAUCAUGAUGAAAGCCAACAUUCAAGCCGUCAGCCUAAAGAUCCAGACCCUUAAGUCUAACAACAGCAUGGCACAGGCGAUGAAAGGCGUCACCAAAGCCAUGGCCACCAUGAACAGACAGCUGAAGCUUCCUCAGAUUCAGAAGAUCAUGAUGGAGUUUGAAAAACAGAGCGAGCUAAUGGAUAUGAAGGAGGAGAUGAUGAACGAUGCUAUUGAUGACGCCAUGGGGGAUGAGGAUGAUGAAGAGGAGAGUGACGCCAUCGUCUCCCAAGUCCUGGACGAGCUUGGUCUCAAUCUGUCUGACGAACUAUCAAAUCUGCCGAGCACCGGGGGAAGCCUUUCUGUGGCCGGAGGAAAGAAAGCCGAGCCUCAGGCCGCUCUGGCCGACGCAGACGCAGACCUGGAGGAGCGUCUGAAUAACCUGCGGAGAGACUGAACGCGCAGGAACUGUCUAAGAGGCGCAGUUUGGCGAGGGUCAUCAUUACAAACGAACUCUAAUCUCUGCGUUUAGAUCCUUUCGGAGGCAUAAGUGGCCGGCUUUCAGCAGGCGGUUCUAUAAGGUGUAUGGCUUUCUGUUUGAGGUGUUUUUCUUUAUUGUAUGUGCAAUGUAUCUUAUCAUUACAAGGGUCAUCAUCCUUCAUACGUCUAAAAAACGCUUUUCUCCAUUUUGACUCUGACGAAUGAUACAGAUCAUCUGUUCAUACUGACUUCUUAAAGCACGAUGUAUUUACAAUUAAAAUCAACACUAAUUACAGAAUAUUCAAGGAAACCCUAUAGAAAUAUUAAAGGUUAAAUUUUAUAUGACUGGCAUGUAAAUGUGUCGGUACAUUUUGUACAGGAGGUGGGUUUGGUGUUUUGUUUUUCUAUCCAUAUUAAAACGUUAUCAGCAUUUUUAUUGUCCUUAAGUGUUGGAGAUUCUAGUUAAAAUAAAAAAAAGAUGGUUUAUUAUUAUUAUUACUGACAUUUGAAAAGGAAAGCUAUGUUCUGGAAGACACUCCUGGUGAUUCUUUAAUUGGCGUUUAUGAGAUCUGCAGCAUCCUCACUAUAAAUAGCAGUCAGUGGUGUUUUUGUUUAUUUCUCUGAGAAAUUUUGUUUUUGGAUUUAUUGAAUAAAUAUUUUUGUUUCCAGUAUACUGGGAAAUGAAUCAGUUCCACUUUUGUUUUAGAGACAUCCAUUAUAAUAAAGUUGGUUUAGAGUUUGGGGCUCUCACCUUCAGAUCAAAGUUUUUCCAUCCAAACAAGUGGACACCAGGUUCCUUUUAUUCACCUGAGGGGCUUUUUAUGACAAUCAUUGAUUGUCCCUUUUUAUUUUUCUUCAGUUUAUCAGGUUAAAAGGUUGAAAUCCAAACAUUUGUUGCAUUUUGCAAUCUGGUGCUUAAAAGCUCAGACACCUCAGCUCCAAACUCUUUAAAGACAUGCCCAGAAUUUUGCUUUAAAUGUAAUUUUUAUAACUUUCUGAAGGGAAAAUUCGAAGGUGGAAGUUUGAUUUAGACCAUCAAUCCAUAUGUACACCCAAAACAAAACAGUUGCUAAUAGUAGUUCAUUAAAUUGAGAUUAAAAUAAUGAUUUAACCAACAUGAAAAAGGAAAUCAGGGGAAAUGCCUCAGAAAAGAAGUUUAACCCUUGGG